UGGCCGCACGCGCGCGUCUCCUCAGGGCCUUCUCCCAGGUCCAGGCCUGGACCCUGUCUUCUGGGCCGCAGAUGCUGCUCUGUAAAGUGAAAGUGAAAUGAGGAAAGAGGGCCAAGUGGUCUGUAGGGGAAGGGUAAUUAGCAUCUGUGUCAAGGUUUACACUACCGUUCCACCGUCCAGGCUUGCCUAACAGAUGGAGUGAAGCUUCAGAGACUCACUGAGGAGGAAGAAAGAGGACCUCCCUCCUGACUCUUUAGAGAGUGGGUGGAGAACUCUUGCAAUAUCCUUGAGUGUUAUCCAGUAAGAAGAUCUUAAACUGGUGAAUUUAUCAUUGGGUUUUCUGUUGUGGUCAGAGCACUCGCUACAUCCUUUCUCCAUCGGGAAGGGGAAAAAAAAAAAGCGACACUGUUCCUGCACACACUGUCAGACUUAUGAGGCCACAAUUGACAUACAUGCUUGAAGGAGAAAGUGCUCUAUUGUGUCUUGUUUUUCCGUUCGAAUUAUGUCCUCCUGAGACUGUGGCUGACCCUUAGGCCCAUGGCCAUCCUGAAUGUGAUUGACAUGCGUGAUUAGCAGGCAAGUGAGAGAGAACCAGGGAAAUUGCUAUCAAAACAAUUACAUACAGGGACAUCUGAACAAUGGCUUGAGAGCCCCCAGGGACUUAGAGACCAUCCUAGCUCUGCCACGGAUGCCCUCUGGGACUGUGGCCAAGUCAGAUCAUCUCUUUGUGUCUUCGUUUCCUCCUGGUUCCACAAACUAUAUACCCUCUCCUUAGGAGAAGCAGAGAACAUCACUGAUACUUGGAGAAGUGGUUCUAAAGGAUUAUGGAAGAACUAAGGAAGACGAAGAAGAGGCAAGGUCAAAAGCCAGAGUCUUGGCAAGGAAUUAUGGCGAGGAGGUGUAGUGGGAGUUAUGGUGCCAUGACGUGGAUGGGAUCGAAUUCAUCAUUGGACCCCUGGAACCUCUCAUCCAGGACGCCAAGUGUGUGCUUUUGAAGACUUUAUUUCACUCCUGACUGAUUAGAGAUCUACUGAGAUACAGACUCUUGCUGAAGAAUCAGAGGGAGAAGAAAUGGAGUUACGGGGCCAAAUACUGUUGUAAGUUCAAGACAAAAAAAAGAAGAAAGAAAUAGAAAGACAAAAGAAAAAAGAAACAUGAUUGGCAGUGGAAGGAAAACAGAUACAAAUUGCUGUCUUGUCUGGAAUCACAUGUACUCAGGUGACAAUUUACAGAAAGUCAACUCUGCAACUUGAUGGGCGACAACCCUUUUCAGCCAAAAAAUAAUUCAAAAAUGGCAGAACUCUUUAUGGAAUGUGAAGAAGAAGAGUUGGAACCAUGGCAGAAGAAAGUAAAAGAGGUUGAGGAUGAUGAUGAUGAUGAGCCAAUCUUUGUUGGAGAGAUAUCAAGUUCAAAACCAGCAAUUUCAAAUAUUUUGAAUAGAGUAAACCCAAGCUCAUAUUCAAGGGGAAUAAAGAAUGGUGCGCUCAGUCGAGGUAUUACUGCUACAUUCAAGCCUACAAAUCAACACUACACGAACCCAGCAUCAAAUCCAGUAGCUGCCUCGCCUGUAAAUUUUCAUCCUGAAUCUAGAUCUUCAGAUAGUUCUGUUAUUGUUCAGCCUUUGUCUAAACCUGGUUAUAUAACAAACUCAUCACGAGUUGUGUCUAAUAAUUCUUCAGAGUUACUAUUUGAUUUGACCCAGGAUACAGGAUCAUCACAUUACCAAGGGGGACCGACGCUUUCUAUACCAGGUAUGAAUGAAAGUUCGUUUUUAUCAAAACGUCCUUCUACUUCUGAAGUAAACAGCGUUAAUCCAAAAAAACCUAAGCCCAGUGAUGGUGUUUCUGGAAUAAAUUCUUCAGCUGUAUUUCCUUCAGUUAAGUCUCUUUCAGUGACAUCUCCCCAGGCUACAUCAUCAAAAGGUACAAAUACCUCAUCAAAUCAAUCUAAAAAUGGAACACCUUUUCCAAGAGCUUGUCCAAAGUGCAAUAUUCAUUUUAAUCUUUUGGAUCCUUUGAAAAAUCACAUGAAGUACUGUUGUCCAGACAUGAUAAAUAACUUUUUAGGACUGGCUAAAACAGAAUUUUCAAGUACAGCAAAUAAAAAUAAGACUGUUGAUUCAGAGAAAGGAAAAUUGAUCAUGUUAGUUAAUGACUUUUAUUAUGGAAAACAUGAAGGAGAUGUUCAGGAAGAACAGAAGACUCACACAACCUUUAAAUGCUUCAGUUGCUUGAAAAUUCUUAAAAAUAAUAUUAGGUUUAUGAACCACAUGAAACACCACUUGGAACUUGAGAAGCAGAGCAGUGAGAGCUGGGAAAACCACACCACCUGCCAGCAUUGCUACCGUCAGUUUCCCACACCAUUUCAACUGCAGUGUCACAUUGAAAGCACACAUACACCUCAUGAAUUUUCUACCAUUUGCAAAAUCUGUGAAUUAUCCUUUGAAACAGAGCAUAUUCUUUUACAACAUAUGAAGGACAAUCAUAAGCCCGGUGAAAUGCCAUAUAUUUGUCAGGUUUGCAAUUAUAGAUCAUCAUCAUUUUCUGAUGUGGAAACUCAUUUUAGAACAUCCCAUGAAAACACUAAGAACUUGCUAUGUCCAUUUUGCCUCAAAGUUAUUAAAAUUGCAACACCCUACAUGCAUCAUUAUAUGAAGCAUCAGAAAAAAGGAAUACAUCGUUGUACAAAAUGCAGACUGCAGUUUUUGACAUGCAAAGAGAAAAUGGAUCACAAGACUCAGCAUCAUAGAACAUUUAUAAAACCUAAACAACUAGAAGGAUUGCCUCCUGGAACAAAAGUUACUAUUCGAGCUUCAGUUGGACCUCUUCAGUCAGGAUCUUCAACUACAUCUUCCAUUAGUGCAAGCACUUCUACUCUUCAGCUCUCACCUCCAAGGACUAAAAAUCUAACUGCUAAAAUUCCCACAAAAUCUAACACAACCAAACCUAAUACAACUAAACCCAAUACAAGUAAACCUAAUGCAAGUAAGCCUAAUGGAAGUAAAUCUAAAUAUAAAUCAAAAAUCUCUAAUAUACAAAAGAAACAAAGCACAUUGGCUAGUAGCAAUAAAAAAAGUAAAGUCAAUACAGCAUUGAGGAACUUAAGGUAUCGUCGGGGAGUUCACAAGUGCAUUGAGUGUUGUUCCGAAAUAAAAGAUUUUGCAAACCACUUUCCUACGUAUGUCCAUUGUAGUUUUUGCAGAUACAACACUAGCUGUAGCAAAGCCUAUGUAAAUCAUAUGAUGAGCUUUCAUAGUAAUCGUCCAAGUAAAAGGUUUUGUAUUUUUAAGAAGCACUCAGAAGAUCUCAGGGGCAUUACUCUAGUGUGCCUUAAUUGUGAUUUCAUAGCUGAUGUUUCUGGCUUAGAUAAUAUGGCCACACACUUAAGUCAACAUGAAACUCAUACUUGUCAAGUUGUAAUAGAGAAAGUUUCUGUUUGUAUCCCAACUUCUGAACAUCUUUCUGAAUUAAAAAAUGAAGCUCCCACCAAGGAACAAGAACCUGUGUCUGAGGAAAUUACAAGAACUAAUAUGGCUGAAGGAGAAACAGAAACAUCAAAUUCUGAAAGUAAACAAGAUAAAGCUUCUUCAGAGGAAGAAAAAAAUGAAUGUGUUACAAAUUCAUUUGAAGGCUCAUUAGCAACAAAAAAUGAAGAAAGCAUAACAGUGUCAAGUAAGGAAAAUGAUACCUGUCUUGAAGAUCAGAAAACUGGCUUAAAGAAUAUCUUCAGCCAUGAUUCAAAUAUUGAUGCAGAUAAAGUAGAAAAGGAAAAACAAAUAGAGCACGUUUGUCAGAAAAUGGAGUUGAAGAUGUGCCAAAGUUCAGGAAACAUAAUUUCUUGUGAUCAGAAUGAAGAUUCCAACUCCAGUGAAGCUAAGUUUUCUUCAAAGAAUGUUAAGGAUUUGCGGUUAACAUCUGGUGAUGUUAGCAUUGAUCAAUUUUUGAGAAAAAGAGAUGAACCUGAAUCUGUUAGUUCUGAUGUUAGUGAGCAAGGCAGUAUUCAUUUAGAACCUUUGACUCCAUCAGAGGUACUUGAGUAUGAAGCCACAGAGAUUCUUCAGAAAGGUAGUGGUGAUCCUUCAGCCAAGACUGAUGACGUAGUAUCUGAUCAAACUGGCAGUGUUCCUGGGGAAAAUAGCCCUAGCACAACAGAGACAACAGUAGACCUGGCAGAUGAAAAAGAAAGAAGUUGAAAUUUAUUAGUCAUUCUAAGUUUAGUGUACAACGGUAAUAACAUUUGGAACAGUGCUAUCAGGUGAACUCAGUGGUUCUGUUCUGUAGAGUUCAGAAAUAGAAAAAUGUGAGGGAGGUCAUUCAUCUACACUUUACCUGUAUGUUCAAUCCAGGUUAUUAAAGAAAUCAAUUCACCCAUAAUAGCAUGAUUUGUAUGGAUUUCCAAAAAGCCUUUAAAACUAUUAUGGAUUUUAAUGAAAGCUAAGUUUGCAAUGGAAAAGUCUCAUUUAACAGUUUUUGAAGAGAAGUUGGUGGCCAGUAUGAAUUGAUUUUUAGAAUAUUAAUUAUAAUGAUAAAGCUUUUGAAACUUCCAUCAGUCCUAAGCUAAAAGUUCUUAGUACCUAUAUAUUCUUUUCAGGUUACUUAAAGGAAGAGAUUUGGAAACCACAUACCUUUUGGGAAUAAUUGAUUUAAAGUAAUGGCUGAUAGGCAUUGUUAACGAAGGCUUCAUUUCGAGUAUGAUGCUGGUAAAUGGGGCAUGCUUAGAGUGCUAAGUUAAUUGAUCUAAUGAGAAUUUGGAUGAACGUAAAGUUAAUUUUGGAUUUAAUAUAACAUUCCAGACUGUCACAAGCAUGUAAACAGAAUAUUUGAAUCUGUGUACCUCCCUACAAGUGUGAGCCUGCAAGGCUGUAAGCUUACCUUAAUUAAACUUUCAGUGAAAGUGACAUUAUUAAUAUGUAAAUUUAUAUUUGUGCUUUUUGUCAGUGUGUAAGCUGUGCAGAAAUCCCUUGAUGUGCUAGUUGUAUAAAAUAGAAACCCAUUGUUGAAACUCCUGUAGCUAUUAUCCUUUUAAUAUUGUUUUAAUGAUCUUUAGAAAUAGACCCAUAAAAAUGGUCUGGACACCAAACCAAAGUAUGGUAUAAUGUAGAUAUUGUAAAGCAGUAAACGGAAAACAUGUCCUGGCUCAUGCCAUGUUUAAGUGACUUUUUCUUUAAUUGUAAAAUAGAAACUUCAAAUGGGACCUAAAGCAGUGAUGUAAAAAAUUGGUUUGGGACAUUUAGUCUAAUUUAUCCAUAUCCUAUUUUAUCCAUAAAAUGGCUGCUAAAUAGAUUUUUCAGUUGUUUUUUAUCAUCUAGAAAAUAGUAGAUAUAGAAAUAAAUAAUAUGGAUAAAGUAGUUUGCUUUAAAGUACUUAAAAUUUUAUUUAAAAUGCUACAUUUUUACUUCUUAAAAUGUGCUUUGAAUUCUUAAAUUUUGUUUCAUUGAAUGUUAAAUGUUUUAAAUGGCUAUUAAAAUUCUGCUGUAUAUAGUAGUUUUUGAGUAAAUAUUUGCAAUAAAAAUCUGUCCCUGAAUAAUUUUAUUUUUCAGAAACCUGCUUGAGUUGGAUUACCUUUGGCGCCUUUAGAAAUUGUAUACUUGUUCAAGGAAAUUUCAUGUUGAAGUUAGUGGUAGGAUUUCAUUCUGUAUUCUUUAAUUGAUGCAUGAUUUAUUUUAAAUUAGGACUUAAAGUACAGGGGAAAAUACUGUUAAUAUUUACAGAGAAUAUAUCUGCUUUAAAAAUUCUUUUAUUGCAAGAGAAAUAUAAUUUACUAUUCUAGUUUUCUAUCUGCCCAGCAAAGUAAAAAGAGUAAACAGGCAAAAUAUAUUAUUGAUUUACUUUCUCGAAAAGUUUUUUUUUUUGAGGGGGUCACAUAUUUUCAUCUUUCCUGCUACCAAGAAAAGAUAGGGAGAGAGGGACUUUUUAGCUGUUACCCUUCACCUUGUUGAAACAUAAGAGUAUAGCAGACAAGAUUUUUGGAGUAAUUUAAACCUUAGAAGUGAAGGAGUAGAAGAAAGUCUAUGUAAAGACUAUUUUAUGAAUCUUAUUCAAUUAAUCGGCUGGCAGAUCACCUAAUGUACAAAACCCUAGAUCACUGUGCCAAAAUAAGUCUCUAAUGACACUGUUAUCCCUUUGAGCUUUGGGUAGUUCCUUCUUCUGUGGCUAUAUACCUUUAGAGUAGUUGUGUUCAACAUAGCUAAUCAGUGAACUGUUUAUGCCUAUCCAUUAGGAGAAGAGGAAACUGUACCAAACUCUAAGGAAAGUCUGGCAAUGAAAACAAAAGUGUAGUUGAAAUAAGCAUCGUAUUUGGUAACAUAGUUGGUUUAUGUUCUCAUACCAUCUCCUUAUUUCCAUUGAGGAACAAACAGUUCAGGUGCACAGACCAAGCCUUUGAGUAGCAGUGCUUUAGAACAGUGGACAGCAAACUUCUGUGUAGGGCCAGAUAGUAAAUAAUUGUGGACCAUACGGUCACAAUUAUUCUCAACUCUUCCUUGUAGCUUGAAAGCAGCUGUAGAUGUAAUGUAAAUAAUAGCUUGUUUGUGUUCCAAUAAAACUUUAUUUACAAAACAAGAAUGUUUGGCCCAUGGAUUGUGGUUUGCCUUUGCCUGCUUUAGAGUGCUUAGACUGACUUAAUCUGACACUGAAAGCCAGUGAUGCACUCUAGUGACUGUUUGCCUAGGAACUACCUACCAAGGUGCCUUAGCGUAUAAUAGUUCCCUGUUACCUGACAAUAAACUUAGGAUUGAUUUUAAGUGCAGUUCAGUGACACUAAGAAGCAUUAUAUUCAUUUUGUGGAUAUACUUUUAAUUUACAUUGAAAAUCUGAAUGCCAUAUUUAUUUGUAUUCUUUCUUUCCCUUUGUGUCUCUCCAAUAGGGAGGAAAUUGGAAUUUUUUUCAUCCAUGAAUUUUUUUAAGAACUAUUCUAAACAUUUUAAAAAGGAACUGAUAAUAUACAAGUCACUUUGUUUUAGCUGUAAGUAAAAAGAUGAGGAAACCAAAUAUCUAGGCAAUUAUUGGCCUAAGGUUAAAAAGCUAAGAUUUGAAUGAAAUUUGAUCUUGAUUCUGAAACAGAAUCUGAAGCAGGCUUCAAGCUCUGAGGUGUCAGCGCAGAGCCUGACUCAGGGCUCGAACUCCCGAACCAUGAGAUCAUGACCUGAGCCAAAGUUGGAUGCUUAACCAACUGAGCCACUAAAGAUAUACUUUAUAUAAUAAUUAUAUAAAUUUAACAUCAUUAAAUUUUUGUAGGCUUCUGUAAUGUCAUUUUUUUACUUCAUGGUUGACAUGAUUAUUUUUGUUCCAUCAAAAUCAUUACUCCAAAACCACUCACUUGUACUGACUUCAAUGACAUAGUACUUUUGUAUGUAUGUAGACACUACAGAAGAAGUGCAAAUAUUUCAUUUUUACUAGAUUACCUUAACAAUAAGACUUGUUUUUUCAGUUAAGAAAUGAAACAUUUAACUUACCUAUUUCUAAGUAUUAAAAGAGAGAAAGUUAUUUUUAAAUUAUUUUUUCAAAUGAGACACAUGUGCAGAUCCAUGUAGACAAAAAAAUAGUAUUAGAUUUUUAAAAGUCAUGGCAAUGUUUAAUUUUUACCCCAAAAGCUAUAAAUUAAAAGAUACUUGUAAGGAAUUAAACACAUCUUUAGCAAACAAAUGUAACUUUGUAGAGGAAUGAGAUAUCCUGAGAAAUCACUUUUACAAUUAUGUAAAUUGCAUGUUAAAAAUAUUAUAAAACCAGUUUCAUUAUUUAAAUGAAUAUACUAAGCAUAAUUUAGUCUUCUUUGAUGACACAGUGUAUCACCAUGAAGAUUAUUGAGCUAAGCUGUAAAUGAAGCCAUAGCUAUAGAUGUUAAUGGCCUGAAUACCUGCUGAUCACAGAAGUUACCUUGGAUUUUGGUUUCUAGAAAAUAUCCCAGGUACAUCUGGGGUCAUUUGGCUUUUCCAAAAACAGAACAGAAAAAUUGACUGUAUCACUCACCCAAUCCAACCUCUUUUUAAAAAUGACUAAAACCCUUUAAAUCUUAAAGUAUAACUUGCCAUUUGUGGGGAAUUUGGGAGAAUUUAAACUAUAAUUUUAAAUUUUUUAAAUAUUUCAAGUCUUCAUCCACUGCCUUAAAAACAUGACUUUAAUUGUUCUGUAUCAGGGGCUAGCAGACAGUGACCCACAGUUGGCCACCUGUUUUUAUAAACAAAAUUGUAUUAGAAAAUACCCAUAUCAUUUGUUUAUAUAUUGUCUGUUGUAGUUUUUGCACUGCAAUAGCACAACUGUACCAGACAGAGACCAUUUGGCUCACAGGCCCAAAGCUUAAAUCUGGCACUUUAAGAAAACGUUUGCUAGCACCUGCUCUAUAUUUUUUAUGUAAGUAUAUCAUAAUUUUAUAAUUAUUUUAUUGUCACUUUAUAAACACUACAGGGAAGCUCUCACUUCAUAAAUUUUGGUCUUGUUAUUACCUGUAGGGAGUCUAAGUGCAAUACUAGAUUGAAGAAUAUUUAGUUUUUAAGUAGCCAAAUACCAAUACUUAACUUUAAUUAUCUUCCCAUGAUGCUUGUGGAAAGCUUCUUGUUCCAGUAUGAACUCCUAGAGUUAAGAGUUUACUUAUCUUGAUUUUAUUUUGACUCUUCAAACAAAUUUAGCUUUUUUAACCUAAUGUGACUUUAAUUUAUGCUAUUCACCAAGUAUUUCCAAUGUGUGGUAAUGUGACUGUUACCUAGCCAGUGAGUUGUGAGUGAAAAGUUAUUUCAAUUUGGAUCAUUUAAGUGUUGAUACGAGACUCUUUAGAACUUUCUUUUCUCUCUGACAUGGUGAUGAUGAUUGCUGCAUCAGGCUGGGUUCCUGAGGGACUGUAAACCUAGCCUCCCUGUUUAGAUGGACAUAUAGCGUGAGGGAGAAAUAACCAUUUUUGUUUUAGUUAAUACAGUUAGGGAAUACCUCAUUUGAUACAGGAUUAGUCCUGAAAGUGGAGUGCUGCCAUAAAAAGAAGCAAAAUUGAACUAAAUUAAACUAUAUUGCAUUGGCUUAGGUGACAGGUGGUAAAGCUACAUGAGGUGAUCCACAUUUGCUGUGGUGAAACGUUUGGUAAACUUGCCUGCAAUACUUGGAAGAAAAAUAAUAUAGUGAAGUUUUAUCUCUAUUGGAAGAGUUUGGAUAACAAUUUUGUUUAUUAGUUGCAUUUGACAGUUGCAUUUUAAGAAAGACAUGAACCCAGAUGAGAAAUGGUAAGAUAUCCAUUGGAAACAAAAUAAGAAAAGUCCAGAAAUUCAGGCACUUGAAAAGCUGGGAAAGACAGAACUUCUCAUCCCCAAUCAGUCGAACAAGAAAGCCUUUAAGUAACAAAGCUAAAUUAAUUCAAGAAUAUGGCCAUCAUACUAAUUGUUUUAAAUGUCUAAUUUGGUUAAGGAGAUCCCGCCUCCAUAGUGUUUCUAUGUAGGAAUUCUUUCACAGCAUUUCUUGGGAAAUUUAUGUAUUUUUCUGAAUCUCAUGACCCAUCAUUCAGGAAAUUAGUGAAACAGGAAGAAGAAUUGCAACUAAGCAAGAAUUAAAGCUUAGUAAUGAAUUUAGAGCCAUUAUUGGACUGAAGGAAUCCACUGAAGUCAAGCACAAAAGCAAGAAUGGGGAAUGCUGAUAUAGAGUCCAAGAAUAAGUUCAACAUUUCCAGGAAUCAGAACAGGAGGACAUGGAAGAGAAGUUGUCACAACCUGAUCAUUCAGUCUUACUUGUAGCUAUUGCCAUGUUAUGAAUGUAUGUCUAUGUUCCUGUCUGCUACUAACGGUGAGUCAUUCUUAUAAGUAAAAUAAAUAUGAAUAGGAUUAUAUAUAUAGAGUAUACUUUAUGCAAAUCCCAUCACUGGUGUUCUAAGAAAUAACACAUGGAAGCAAAUUAAUUCCUUACAUUGUCAGUUUUGACCUGUGAUUCUGUGUCCUGUCCCUUCAUGGGACGUCCAAAUGUAACCUUCAAAUACUACCAAAUAAACUUGUCAGCAUUUCUAAGUUUGUAUGAUUAUUUGCCAAAGGCUGCUGUUCUUUGCAAAUACUUUAACUAGAAAUGCAAAGAAAAGAAGUAAAUGUUUUGGCAUAUAAUGAAAUGAAGUUAGAAACUGAUCUAAACUCUAAAUUAGAAAAAGCAGUAUCAAUUUCAACAGCAAGACCAAAAUCAGGGAAAGCCGACAAAAUAUUUUCAUCAUUAAAAAGGAAAAGAACUUUUAUAAAUCAACAUGUAACCAAAUGCCAGCUUAUAGAUGUUUUUGGACAAUUCUUAGCAAUUCAACUAAUAGAAAUGUGAAUAUGAAAGAUAAGUUUCUAUGUCUGAAAUGUUUGUAACAAAAUAAAGAUAAAAACUAUCAGGUCAAUUAAUGCAUUGUGUGCUUUUAAGUUUCAUUUUAAGAUAAACUUAUAACAAGUAUUUGUAGUACUUACAGUUUAAAAUGAUUUUAAUUUGGCGUCUAUGCUAAUAUUUCCUUCAUUUAAUGUUUUCUGUUGUCAAAUGUCUGUGUCAGGCAAAGAGAGUGGUAUUGAAAUAUAUAAUAUUGUCACAGUACAUUGGUUCCUAUUAAGAAAUCACAUAUUUAUGUCUUUUUAACAGAAAAUAUAAACAUUUAGCAGAAAAAUGAUGCAGUAUUUAUUAUGGUGAUAACUAUUUUAAAAUAUAUUAAUUAUAGUGUUAUGAAAAGUACAGAAUGAUGAAUGCAUAUAAUUUGGGGAUUCCUGAGAAUUCCCAGAAAUGUUAUUCUUUAUUCCUAUUUCCUAAAUAUUAAUGUCUGUCAGGAAUUGGAAAUGCUAAUGCCCAGUAAAUCUGUUCAGGUAGACAAAAUGGCUUAGGAAAUGGGUGCUGAAGUGUCAGUCUUGUAUCAAUGCCUGAUGGGCUCAAGGUACUCCAGUUAAGUGGGGACCAUUUCUUUAAAAUUGUGGGUGUGACUAUUGGCUCAUUGCUAACUGGAAUCAUAUAAAAAACAAAAAUUUGGAGAGAGGUAUACUGUCAAAGAAACCAUGAAUUUGGACUAAAAGUUUAUAAAUGUUCAAGUCUUAAAAUGAACCCUUGAGUCCCCAACUUUUUUUUUUCUUUCCAAGUUUUUAUUUAAAUUCCAGGUAGUUAAAAUACAGUGUAAUAUUAGUUUCAGGUGUAGAAUCUAGUGACUCAGCACUUCCAUACAGCACCUGGUGCUCAUCACAACAAGUGCCACCCCUAAUCCCAUCACCUGUUUACCCUGUCUCCCCACCCACCUCCCCUCUGGUAACCAUCAGUGUGUUUGUUUUCUGUAAUUAAGAGUCUGUUUCUUGGUUUGUCUCUUUCUUCUUUCCCCCUAUGUUCAAUUGUUUUGUUUCUUAAAUUCCACAUAUGAGUGAAAUCAUAUGGUAUUUGUCCUUCCCUGGCUGACUUAAUUACACUUAGCAUAAUACUCUCUGGCUUCAUCCAUGUCAUUGCAAAUAGCAAGAUUUCAUUCUUUUUUAUGCCUGAGUAAUAUUCCAUUGUAUAUAUAUACCACAUCUUUGUCCAUUCAUCAGUCGAUGGACAUUUGGGCUCUUUCCAUAAUUUGGCUAUUGUUGAUAAUGCUGCUAUGAAGAUUGGAGUGAAUAUAUUCCUUCAAAUUAGUAUUUUUGUAUCCUUCGGGCUCCCACCUUUCUAUAUGAUGUAGCAGAUGGAACCUAUUACCCAAUAUCCACCUCAGAUGUGAUCAGAAGGAUAAAGAAAAAAGGAAGGGCCUCUUUGAUGGUGGGAUCAAUAGCUAUAGACAUCAGUGGAUUAGGGAUCCCCUCAAGGAAUUUUUGAGCCACCAGAGUAGAGCAUUCUUGUAUCAAGGAAUUGUUUUGGACCAGUGACUGUGUAUCUCCCAAAUUCCCCUUUCUAUUUCUGUUUCAACCUUGUAUGUGUAGGAGACGGAUAGCUUUUCAAUUCAUAGGUCAAUAGUUAAGAGGAGACUAGUGCAUACCAUUACCCAAUUUAGAGACUGGCAGGAGAUACUGAACUUUGAGCUUGCUGCCAUUGAUUUAAUGGGACUUUUUAGUUACUUCUGCUUAGAAGAGAAACUGUAUUUGGGCUGUAGGAAGGAGGGUGCACUGAAUAGCUAUUGACCAGAAAGAUGGUCCCAUAUGGUUAGGUUCUCCCUAGAGAACCAGACACAACAGGAUGACACUUCCUUUAUGCGUGAGUGGGGCAAUCUGUCUGGGUCUAUGAAUUGUAAGCAAAUGUGACAUGUAACUUCUGAACUCAAGCACUGAAUUGCCAGUAUGAGACCUUCUAGACUCUUAUCUUUCCUCUGAUUUGUUUACUGGCACUGUUUGAGAUGGUGGUUGCUCUGUCAUCUGAGUAACUAAUGAACAGAAAAAUCACCGGUCCAGUUUGCAAUGGACUCUUAAAAUGAGUGAGAAAUUUUUGUUGCUGUUACUAAUUGAGAUUUGGGGGUGGUUACUACAAUAUAAGUCUAACCUAUCCUGACUGAUAAUAUCGUGAAAAUCUUUUUGAGCCAGUGCCUUAGAACCUGUGUCAGAAUUUCCUAACCUUUUAGAACUACCUCAGCAAUUCUUAGUUUUUACUAUUUUUAAAUUAGUCCCCCUUGGGAUUGUUAAGAAUCAGGGUUUUGUGCAUAAUUAAAAAAAUAGUUUUAGACCUUUGACUUCUGAUAAAUUUGGAAUAAUAAGGAUUGGAUUUACCUUCCCCCAUGAAAUAAACAAACCAAAAAAGCAACAUAAAACAAUGGUUUUCAAGACAGUGACCUCAAGAACGAAAGGUAGUGAAUCCAUGAGAGAAAACAAAUGUGGUGAGCCCUAUGAUUGCCUGAGUUUACAGCCUUGAGAGUUUACAAGCCAAGAAACAGAGGAAGGUAAGUGAGACAAAACCUGAGAGAUUCAAUGAGGUGAGAAGACACAGCUGAGAGUCUGGAAAGGCCCAGAGAAGAAGAGUUCAUAGGACCAAGUCCCAGAGAGGAGAGAGCUGCCCUGAUGUGCGGUAUUCUGCAGAGUACUUUGUUUUAUGUGAGAAACUAACCAGGGGGAAGGAAAGAAAAAUCCAAAAGGAUUAGGGGAAAUAGUGUUGGCAUUUUAAACAGGGCUAGAAAGUGCAUAUUCCUAAAGGCCAGAAUGAAAAAAAAAUGUAUAAUUCAUGGAGCAUUGGGUAGAGAACUCAGGGAAGUCUUGCCUCAGUAGUAUGGAAAUAAUUAGCCCUAGACUGAGCACUGCUCCGUACCCAAUGAACAAAUCAUAAAACAAGACCUGAAAGGGUCAAGUAAUUUCCACAUUAAGCAGAACAAGAGUAAAAAAAAAAAUUUUUUUUUACACAAAAGUAAAAUUCACAAUGUCUGGCAUCCAGUAAAAGAUUACCAGGCACACAACGAGGCAGGAAAACUUGGUCAUAAUAAAGAAAAUAGCUGGUCAAAAUUGACCCAGAACUGAUAUAGAUGUCAGAAUUAGGACAAGACAUUAAAAUAGUUAAUAGAAUUAUCUUCAAAAAUUAAGAAGAUACUUAAAAAUCAAAAUUGAUCUUUAGAGAUAAAAACUACAUCUGGGAUAAGAAUUGUGAGAUUAAUGGCAGAUCAGACAGGGCAGAAGAAAAGUUUAGAGAUUUUAAGACAGCAAUACAAACAAUCCAGUGAGCUGCAAUUGAGGCCUAAUAUUUUCCAAACAUGAACACUAUACAGCUGCGUAUCCAAGAAGCUCAACAAAUCCCAAGUACAUGAUACAUGAAGAAAACCCACAAAAGUAGCAUAAUAAAGUUUCUCAAAACCAGUAAUAAAGGGAAAAUUG
This is a messenger RNA of Acinonyx jubatus (cheetah), 13723 nucleotides long. It is a transcript of the gene ZNF280D, whose product is annotated as zinc finger protein 280D. The transcript has 26 exons. Gene Ontology annotation, biological process: regulation of DNA-templated transcription. The coding region runs from base 1253 to 4192 and encodes 979 amino acids. The record is from RefSeq and is a predicted model, not a curated record. Gene Ontology annotation, molecular function: DNA-binding transcription factor activity, RNA polymerase II-specific; RNA polymerase II cis-regulatory region sequence-specific DNA binding. Lineage: Eukaryota; Metazoa; Chordata; Mammalia; Carnivora; Felidae.